AUGCCAAAUAUUUCUCAUUGUUUCAGAUUACAUCACGCGGGCCGCCAUGCUUUCAUCAUCGUGGCGGUGGCACAGGUCGUCCUGUUAAGUUUGCUGGCACAAGGAGCGUCCAGCAUCACGACGAUCUCUCCGGUCAGCUUUCAGCCCCACAACGGGUCGAGUGGGGGGUCUGGGAGCACCCACGACCUGGCGUCGGCCGCAACCGCGGCGCUGACCACCAUCAACGUGGGGCCCGGUGUCAACCAGCCUUCGACCGCGGCACCGAAAGUGCAACGCAAACGGGGUAGCAUCAGCGGUGGAAAGAAGAAUGUCGUAGUCCAGCCGCCAGCACCCGGACCGCCGCCACCGUCGGGCCCGGACAACGGUAACAACUCCCGUGAGGCGCUGUCCCACGAGGGCAGCGAACCGGUGGUCUACGUUUCGGAUACAUCCGGCUACAUACCGCUCACCUCGCUACAACCGUCCCAUCCGCGACUGCCACCGCCGGCAUACGGUGGGGACAUCGAUGCGGCCUGGCGUCCCGAUCCCUGGGACAGGGACUACAAUCGGCGUUACCGGUUCAACAACACCCGCGUGCAGCAUAUCGAGGCGGAAUGCCAGGAUGACUAUAUGAAAAUUCGUAUCGGAUUCAACGGAUCGUUCAGCGGGCUCCUCUACUCGUCUGGUUCGCGGCUAAUCCGUGUCGCAUCCAUUCAUUCCGUUGCUCUCUCAGGUUACGCGUACGAUCCAGACUGCAUGUACAUCAACGGUUCCGGUCGGGACUAUUACGAGUUCUUCAUCCAGUUGAACCGUUGCGGAACGCUGGGAAAGAACGCGAUCGGCGAGGACAGCCGCAAGAAUCCAACGAAAAACUUCAUGUGGAACACGGUGACGGUGCAGUACAAUCCGCUGAUCGAGGAAGAGUUCGACGAGCACUUCAAGGUGACUUGCGAGUAUGGCUACGAUUUCUGGAAAACGGUGACAUUUCCCUUUCUUGACGUCGAAGUCGCAACGGGAAACCCGGUAGUGUUCACCCUCAGCCCGCCGGAGUGCUAUAUGGAGAUCCGGAACGGUUACGGCACCAACGGUGUGCGCGUAACGGGACCGGUGCGCGUCGGCGAUCCGCUGACGUUGAUCAUUUACAUGCGCAGCAAGUACGACGGCUUCGACAUUGUGGUGAACGAUUGCUUCGCUCACAACGGGGCCAAUAAAAGGAUCCAGCUGAUCGACGAAUAUGGGUGCCCGGUGGAUGAUAAGCUGAUCUCACGGUUCCGGGGAAGCUGGUCCGAUACGGGCGUCUUCGAGACGCAGGUGUACGCGUAUAUGAAAACGUUCCGCUUCACAGGAUCGCCCGCCCUGUACAUUGAGUGCGAUGUUCGCAUGUGUCACGGACGGUGCCCGAGUCAACCUUGUCAUUGGCGAAACUUGAAGGGUGUCUCGAAACGUGAGGCCGUUCAACCGAAGGUCAACAGCACCCUGUCGGACAACAUCAGUCUCUUCCAAGCGUUGCGUGUGCUGCAGGAGGAAGACGAUGACGCCCGGACCAAGAAGGAGUCGGUCACCUCGGCCAAGCCACAAGACAUGUCGGAGACCUGCAUGAAGACAUCCGUUCUGUCGGCCCUGCUGGCGACCUGUUGCGUGCUGCUGUGCGUCCUCGGUGGCUCACUGAUGGCUGCCUGCACCAAGCUGCGCUACCGCAAAAAGGAUGCCGCAUUCUUCGACAACUACGUAGGCCACAAGGCGCAGCUCGAUUGA
Messenger RNA from Anopheles cruzii, 1734 nucleotides. RefSeq lists its product as uncharacterized. The transcript has 11 exons. Bases 1 to 1734 code for a protein of 577 amino acids. The record is from RefSeq and is a predicted model, not a curated record. Lineage: Eukaryota; Metazoa; Arthropoda; Insecta; Diptera; Culicidae.